GCAAUGAAUUUAAAUUUAUUUUUUUUAUAUAAAUAUACACAUUUAAUUUUUGUUAGUUCUUAAUAAAUAUUUAGUGAUAAAAUGAGUUCUGUAGUUAACUGGAAUCCGCGAGAAGUUUCUAUUUGGUUGGAAAAAAAGGGUCAUAGUAAAUAUUCUCAGCAACUUACUGAAGAGCACUGUAUCGAUGGACGAGCUCUUUUACUUAUUAAUGAAACAGACUUAAAAAGUCCACCCAUAAGUAUAAAUAUCUUGGGUGAUAUAAAACGUUUAAUGUUAGAUAUUCGUCAGUUAAAAGUUGAAAAUCGACAGACGCUUUUACAACUUGGGUUUGACCCUAUAUCAUUACUUACAAAACCUGUUUGUGGUUCUCAAGUUUAUGGAACUCAAUUUCGACCUGAUCCAUUCAAUUAUUAUGAUGAUAUUCAUAUGAAUCAUGGAUCUGAUGUUACAACGGCGUCAUCUCAUAGUUCAGAAUUUGAAGAAGAUAGACGAUUGAAACCAGAGAUAUGGAAAACUCUCAUUGCAAUGGGCUAUCUUUUUACCGUAACAUGGAUCACAGCAUUUGUCAUGGUAAUUGUUCAUGAUCGUGUACCUGACAUGAAAAAAUAUCCUCCAUUGCCUGAUAUUUUUCUGGAUAAUGUGCCAUACAUUCCUUGGGCAUUUCACAUGUGUGAAUUGACAGGCACAGUUUUAUGUUUUGUAUGGCUUACAGUAUUGGUCUUCCAUAAGCAUCGUUUCAUAUUGUUACGGCGGUUUUUUGCGCUCUCGGGUACUGUCUUCCUUUUACGAUGCAUUACAAUGAUUAUCACUUCCUUGUCUGUACCGGGCACUCAUUUAGAAUGUACACCCCGUAAAAAACCAGCAUUUUUAGAUGAUGGGAAUUUUAUUGGAGAUAUGGUGUAUAAAAUGCAACAAGCAUAUGUAAUAUGGAGAGGAGCUGGUAUGUCAAUACAAGGAGUUCGCACUUGUGGUGACUAUAUGUUCAGUGGACAUACAGUCGCAUUAACAAUGUUAAACUUCUUCAUCACUGAAUAUACCCCACGUGACAUUUAUCUGUUACAUACCUUCAGCUGGCUUAUGAAUAUGUUUGGUAUAUUUUUUAUACUUUCUGGUCAUGAGCACUACUCCAUUGAUGUAUUUAUAGCUUUUUACAUUACAUCAAGACUCUUCCUGUACUACCAUACACUUGCAAAUAACCAAGCAUUAAGUAAUAAUGUUGAUUCUUGUCGAACACGAAUUUGGUUUCCCUUGUUUAGUUUUUUUGAAUCUUCAUGCUGCUGUAUGGUACCAAAUGAAUAUGAAUCAAUAAUAGAAAUUGCAGAAAAUCUAGCAUGUUCAACAUACAAUAAAUAUUUAGUUAUUAAGUCAGCAAUCAAGACUCAGAUUUUUUUACUACGGUCCCUACCAUCUAACCAAAAAACACAAAUUGGUUCAUCUACUUUAGUUGGCACAAGCACAAUUGGAUCCAGAACACCGAUUAUUUUGCAUAAAAAAAAAAGAUAAUGAGUUAAGAACACUCAAAUUGGUGAAUUAAUAUAGCUGAUAUUCAUAACCUCAAGCACAGUGUAUAGUAAUAAAACAUUGAAUUUUGUGAUAAAAAGUUAAUAUUUUGAAGACUAAGAGUCAAACAUAAAUAUAUUUUGUUACUUUUCUUUAGUGUUUAUGAAGUUGUUCUUAGAAUAACUUAUCGAUCACUUCCAUUUUGUAGGUAGUGUUCAUUAUUUUUCUAACCUAUACAUGAUAUCCCUACUACUUCAUUUUUAUUUAUAAGACCAAAAAAAUGACUUGUUA
Sipha flava (yellow sugarcane aphid) is the source of this 1791-nucleotide messenger RNA. Its product is annotated as sphingomyelin synthase-related protein 1-like. Gene Ontology annotation, cellular component: endoplasmic reticulum membrane; Golgi membrane. The transcript has 6 exons. Bases 82 to 1503 code for a protein of 473 amino acids. NCBI's taxonomy places the organism in Eukaryota, Metazoa, Arthropoda, Insecta, Hemiptera, Aphididae. Gene Ontology annotation, biological process: ceramide biosynthetic process. Gene Ontology annotation, molecular function: sphingomyelin synthase activity; protein binding; ceramide cholinephosphotransferase activity. The record is from RefSeq and is a predicted model, not a curated record.